ACGACUGUGUCCCUUCCGCCCCCUCGUCCGUUUAACCGGUAUUUUCUAGCUACGCUCUCUACACCUCCAAAUUCGCUCUCCUGCUUUCAUUCCCUCUUCCCUUCAUCUCAAGACUUCAAAUUUUUCUCUCAAGGUUCUUAUUCUUAUAUCGAAGUGAAACAAAUAAACUACAAAAAAGGAUACUGGAAUACCGAGAUCAAGAGUCUGUUCUUGUGCUCCCUCGUAGCGCUGCUGCCUCUCCCCCAACCUUCCUCGAGCUACGAGAUCGAAUGUCUCUCCGUCGAAUUUGACUGUAGCAACAUUACUUACACCUUAGGCCGUGUCUGCCUGAGACACAACAACUACAUCGACCCAGGACUCACCCACGUUUACAGAGAGCGAAGAUCUGCUGACAACUGUACCGUACAUUCUGCGAAGUCUCCAUCGCUCGUCCACCCAAGAGCUACCCACUUGUCCAUGGCUGACGAAGAACCUCUGAAGGCAUUGAAGGUGGAGGAGGAAGAAAAAAUUCAGCACAUGACGCUGAGCCGGGAAGAAGCGAGCAAGAUGCUGUGGUCGAAACGUCGCUUCCGGAGGGACGGAGUGAGGAGAACUCCUAGGGAGGAGUGCUGCAGGAUCGAAAACGAACACCCUAGACACUGCAACUUCGAGGAAGUGGCUGAAUAUUGCAUUGAAUUGGUAAGAAGACUCUCCAGUGAGUUCACCUUCGACUUCGUAGAGGACUCCGUUUUCUGA
Messenger RNA from Macrobrachium nipponense, 735 nucleotides. RefSeq lists its product as uncharacterized. The annotation marks the transcript as partial. The transcript has 5 exons. The record is from RefSeq and is a predicted model, not a curated record. Lineage: Eukaryota; Metazoa; Arthropoda; Malacostraca; Decapoda; Palaemonidae.